Molecule: messenger RNA, 780 nt
Organism: Ilex paraguariensis (yerba mate)
Lineage: Eukaryota; Viridiplantae; Streptophyta; Magnoliopsida; Aquifoliales; Aquifoliaceae
Source: the annotation of a GenBank genome assembly
AUGUUUGCCCAGUUUUACUUGUUGCUAUGUGUUCUUAUAAAAGUGGUGAAGUGUGAUAAUGGCGGCUUCAUCUUCUAUGAAACCAUGAAGAUAGGUGAAGCAACAGAGAUAUCACCCGAAGGUGUCUUAAAGUAUGAUAACAAAACAAGUUGGGGUGUGACCCCUGUUCUCUACUCACUUCCUUUAAACUUCAAGAAUUCGUCGAAAGGUAAUGCUUCCUCUUUCUCAACUACGUUUGUGAUUCGGAUUGUUCCUGAUUUUCGAAGCCCGAAUAGGGGACUUGGAAUGGGGUUUUUGAUUAUACCCUCCAAAAAUGUCCCUGGAGUUACAUCAUCCAGACAAUUUGGAAAUGGCAAAGCAACUACAAGCUCUGAUAUUUUCGCGUUUGGCGCAUUUUGCUUGGAGGUUGCUUGUGGAAGGAGGCCAGUUAAGUCGAAGGCACCGUCUGAACAGGCAAUUCUUGUGGAUUGGGUACAAGAUUGUUGGAGGAGAGGCGAAAUUUUGAAGACCACAGAUCCCAAAUUAAAGAAUGAAUUCAAGGUGGAGGAGAUGGAAUUGGUCUUAAAAAUUGGAUUACUUUGUUCACACCCUGUGGCGGCAUCUAGGCCAAGGAUAUGUCAAGUUUUGAGGUACUUAGAAGACCAUACUUCAAUGCCAGAAAACUUGGAUGCUCUUCUUUCGACCCAGGAGCUCAAUGCCAUCAUGUCAAAACCUUCUGUUUAUGAAACAAGAAGUUCUGGAUCCUUGUUAACGGUUACUGAAACGUUAACAGGUCGUUGA